Molecule: messenger RNA, 1203 nt
Organism: Tarenaya hassleriana
Lineage: Eukaryota; Viridiplantae; Streptophyta; Magnoliopsida; Brassicales; Cleomaceae
Product: RHOMBOID-like protein 7
Exons: 5
Coding region: 174-1112 (312 amino acids)
Biological process (GO): proteolysis
Cellular component (GO): membrane
Molecular function (GO): serine-type endopeptidase activity
Source: RefSeq, a predicted model, not a curated record
CACAGUUUUCUCGUCUCUCGUUCAUUUUCAUGAACCGAUUGAAAGCUUCAAACUUUCCUAAAAAAUGUGUCCCUUUUCUGUUUCGAGAAACAACCCAAUUCAGAUUCUUUUGACUUUCAACGAGAUUCAAACUGCAUCGAUCUAGCGAGAGAGAGAGAGAGAGGGGGGUUUCCAUGGCGAAGGAGGACGUGGAAAGGGGGCGACGUGAGAGAGACAGAGGAGACGCCCAUGGAGAAAUCUCCGACGUGCAAUCGACGUCGUGGGUAAUUCCGGCGGUAGUGAUAUCGAAUGUCGUCGUUUUCGUCGUGGUGAUGUACGUCAACGAUUGUCCCGGCAAGAGCCACCGAUGUCUCGCAAAGUUCCUUGGACGGUUCUCAUUUGAAUCGUUCAAGGAGAAUCCCCUUCUCGGUCCAUCCUCAUCGACGUUGAUUAAAAUGGGAGCACUGGCGUGGUGGAAAGUAGUUCAAGAGCACCAAGGUUGGAGACUAGUCACUUGUAUGUGGUUGCAUGCUGGUGUCAUCCAUUUGGUGGCAAACAUGUUGUGUGUGGCCUUCAUCGGAGUUCGCCUCGAACAGCAAUUUGGUUUCGUUCGAAUCGGGACAAUCUAUCUUGUGUCGGGUUUUUGUGGGAGCAUUCUAUCUUCGCUGUUCCUUCAGCAUAGUAUAUCGGUCGGUGCUUCAGGCGCUCUGUUCGGCCUUCUGGGAGCAAUGUUAUCAGAACUUCUAAUCAACUGGACAAUUUACGUUAACAAGGUUGCAGCUCUGAUAAUGCUCUUGGUGAUUGUUGGUGUUAACUUAGCGUUAGGGACUCUUCCUCGAGUCGACAAUUUUGCUCACAUAGGAGGUUUCUUGGGCGGUUUUCUUCUCGGUUUUGUCCUUCUGAUGCGUCCCCAGUUUGAAUGGGAGGCAAACCAACAAACUUUUCGGCCUGGUUCCCGUGUCCAAUCCAAGUACAACCUUUGCCAAUGCAUGCUCUGUCUCGUCGCUGCGAUUUUGUUUGCAGCUGGGUUUGCCUUUGGGUUGGUGAUGCUCUUCAGAGGAGUGAACUUGAACAGCUAUUGUAAGUGGUGCUAUAAACUCACCUGCGUGUCUAAAUCCAGAUUGAAAUGCUAACCUUUUUUAUCAAAGAAAAAAGGAAAAUUAAUGCCAUUUUCCCCAUCUGAUUUCGAAAUUUCUAAUUCUAAACUGUAGAUUAUUAAGUUUA